Molecule: messenger RNA, 2327 nt
Organism: Nasonia vitripennis (jewel wasp)
Lineage: Eukaryota; Metazoa; Arthropoda; Insecta; Hymenoptera; Pteromalidae
Product: cytosolic non-specific dipeptidase-like
Exons: 7
Coding region: 85-1542 (485 amino acids)
Biological process (GO): proteolysis
Molecular function (GO): peptidase activity
Source: RefSeq, a predicted model, not a curated record
AGCAGUAAUACUUUCGAUGACAAAGCUGCAAGAUAUUUUUUUACAGAUAUUUCUUAGAAUUUGAUUGACUGUUACUAGGUAACAAUGCUCAACUUAGAAGAUGAUGAUCGAAUAGCACCCAAAACUAAAAUUCCAGAAUUAUUCAACUUGAUAGAUAAAAAUAAAAAAGCUCUUCUAGAUGAUUUGAGAGAUGCUGUGUCAAUACCAUCGGUAUCAACUGAUCCAACUCAUUUCAGCGAUGUGCUGAAAAUGCUAAAUUUUUGUGCUGAAAAAUUGGAAGUUCUGGGAGCCUCAGUAGAUGUGAUUGAUGGAAAUAAUGAAGCAAACUCAAACCUUCCACCAGUUUUAUUUGCAGAUUUGUUUGUUGAUGAGGAAUACAAAACAAUAUGUGUUUAUGGAAAUAUUGACACUUUGUCACCAGCACUAACACAGAGUGAUAAGCGUCCACCUUUUGAAUUGACUGAGGAGCUUGGGAGACUAUAUGGAUGCGGUAUCUCAGAUAACAAAGCCCCUUUACUCUGUUGGUUCAAUGCUCUCAAGAUUUACAAGAUGUCUAAAAACGUAAUUCCAGUAAACAUGAAAUUCGUGAUCGAAGCCACAUCAGAAUUGUAUAGUCAAAGUUUAUUCAAUGCUAUGCAAAAGAAACGUGAAUUUUUUAAUAACGUUGAAUACAUUUGUUUAACAAUUGAUAAAAUGGUGAAUGAAAUGCCUUGUUUGAAAUAUGGUUAUCGAGGUCUUUGUCACUUUGCAUUAAAAGUGAGCUGUGGCAAUAAAAGAGUACACAGUGGUACGUACGGUGGAGCUUUUAAUCAACCUCUCAUGGAUGCAGUUAAUGUAAUUGGGUCUCUUGUAGACAAACAAGGAAAAGUUGCUAUCUCUGAAUUUAUAAAAGAUGUCAAAUCAAUCACAGAAGUUGAUUAUGAUCAUUGCAAAAAAGAACCUUUCUGUGUUGAAACUCUAAAAAAAGAAACUGGUGUAAUGUACCUUGAGCACAAGGAAAUACCAUCAAGAAUAAUGAUGCACAAAACACGUUUACCUAGUUUCACUGUCAAUGCAUUUCAUAUAAUAUCAGCUGCUGCAGAUAAAGAUGACUGUGCUUCAAUACCCAAUAAGAUUAAGGCAAGAUUCUCAGUCCGCUUGGUGCCCAAUCAAACUGCGGAUAGAACAUUUCAGCAAUUUAAAAGAUAUAUUGAUGAAAUAUGGCACCAUUAUAAAAGUGCAAAUGAUUAUGAUCUGAAAAUGACGCUUGGAUUUGAUCCUUGGCAAGAAGAUCCUUCAUCUGAACACUAUGAUGCUGCUGCUAGAGCAAUCAAAACUGUUUACAAAGUAUGUCCUUCCUAUAUAUCUGAAGGUAGCACAAUGCCUGCUGUUUCAAUUUUCAACACAAUGUGUCCAUCAAGUAACAUUAUAGUAAUGCCUAUAAGUGGUCAUAAGGAUGGUCAUCAUACAAAAGAUGAAUCUAUAUCAAUUUUGAACUACAUUCAGGGGGUAAAAUUAUCAAUAGCUUACAUGUGUGAAAUUCAUGAAAUAAACUACAAGUAGAUGAAUUACUUGAAGUGUAUUAGAUAAAGUAUGGAUAUAACAAGAGAAUUGCUUACCGAACAAUAAUACUCAGUGGAUCAGGAUUGCCAGAGGCUGAAAGCCUGGCUGCCUGCACCGAGUCUCCUCCGACGGGCGCAAGGCUCGAAGAGGCUGAUGCUCCCAUUCUAUGGGUCAUGCGUGAAUCAUCGCCCUGUCCUCUUCCUGUGAACCAGCAACCACCACUGCUGCUGUCGCCUUCCCCACCAGCUCCACUUUCGCCACUGCGCUGCAGUGCACACGGGAUCAGGGCCCGGAAUACGUUCAUCGCUUACCCAGACACCAGCCUGAAAGUGAUUUGCUUGUAAAAAAACUAAUUCUUGCUAUGGAGUGAAGUAACAACCAAAUGCAGGGCUUUGUUAACUAUUUUUAUCAUAGGCAUAAAAAAUUUAAUGAUGUUUCUGGCCUUGGCAACUUGGCAAGUGCUGGAGAAGCACAAGAGUUUUUAAAUAGGAAAAGUUUAACGUCCAUAUUUGUUUGUACUCCACUGCUAUUUUUCAUUAAAAAAAAGAUUUGAAUUUUUUGCACACAAAAGAGUAAACAAACGACUGCAUGUUGGACUGCAACAAAAGCCAAUCAACAAUACUGAGGACAGAAAUUGCAGCCUUGAACAGUCCCUGUGCACUAAGUUUUCAGUGCUUUUAAAACUGGUUCAAGUGCAAGAGAGCUAGGUGCAUGAGGAAAGCAAUUCGCGUCACAAUUGUAGGUGUGCAUCGCGAAAAUCAAUCAAAACGCGAGCCAAACAAAAC